CCUCUGGCAAGGACAGUGUUGGGCAUCUCCAACGACGCUCUGCCAUCGGCUACAGGGUUGCCCCUGCAAGAGCCCAGGGUAACGGACUACCACUCAGGCCCAAACUUCCUUGUACUGAGGCUGGCUGGGAGGCUUCUCCCGCCUUUAUCCCCAGAGCUGCAGGGGGCCUGGUGGAACUCUGGUUCCCGGUCCCAGCCCCUCAUCCCAGCCCCUCUCUGAGGAGGAGGCAAGCAGCCUGGGCUCUGCAGCCAGAGCUUUUCAGCUUGGAGCUCUGCGGCCAGAUGUAACAUUGACCUUAAAUGGUAAAAGCUCCCCAGAGUGAAGAGAGGCUGGCCAGGGAGGAAAGGGGAAUAACUCAGUUUUAGGUAAGUCAUCGCUAUUGCCUAGAAUAACCUGCCUCUUCAGCCCGAGCAAAGCAGAGAGGCGCCUUCUCUCCUUAAAGCCUGCAGAGCCCAAGCCUCUUGGAGCGUCUUUGGGGUUGACACAGCAGAGGUUCCGGGCACACACAGCCACUCCAGCCAGGAGGCUGCCAUGCCCCACAUUCCUGAGGAUGAGGAGCCCCCUGGAGAGCCACAGGCAGCCCAGACCCAAGACUCUCCCUCUGCAGGACCAUUUUGCAGCCCUCCCACAAUCAUCCUGACGGGGGAUGCCAGCUCACCUGAAGGAGAAGCGGACAGAAACCUGAUCAACAGAGCUCCCAGUCCCCACCGAAGGCUUUCCCACAGACAACUGAAGGCCUCCACAGCUUCGCUGACUUCUGUGGACCCCACGGGACAUGUCAUUGACCUGGUAAAUGACCAGCUACCAGACAUCAGCAUCUCAGAGGAGGACAAGAAGAAAAACCUGGCGCUUCUGGAAGAAGCCAAGUCGGUGAGUGAGCGAUUCCUGACCCGCCGCGGGAGGAAAUCAAGGAGCAGCCCCGGAGACUCCCCAUCAGCUGUUUCCCCAAACCUCAGCCCUGGAGCUUCUCCUGCACCUUCUAGAAGCUGCUCACUCACUAUCUCCACACCGCCAGGUUUCGACACAUGCAGUGGCCCACAGUCCUCUUUGCCAGGAGGACCACCACAGCAAAAGGGGCAUGAGGCUACCAUCUCCUCACCUCACCUCGGAGAGCCUAAUAUCUCCAAAGGGCUAGCCGACCGGAAGCAGAAUGACCAGCGGAAAGUGUCUCAAGGCAGACUGGCUCCUCGCUCGCCCACAGUGGAGAAAUCCAAAGAACUUACAGUAGAACAAAAGGAGAACUUUGAUCCCCUUCAGCAUCCGGAGGCCACGCCCAUGGCUCAGGCUUCUGGAGCAAGCAUCAGUGGGAAAAUGGCCCUGAACAGCCCCCAGCCUGGCCCUGCUGAGAUGGAGCUUGGGAAGCAGCUCCUGAAGACAGCAAGGGAAGGCAGCUCUCUGCCCAGAGGCACAGCCCAAGCCUCAGGAGGAACUGGCUCUUCACAUCCCCAGGGACAAGGUGCUGCUGGAGAGUCUGUGGGACCUAAGGCUGGCUCCAAAUCUGAGCUGUGGCCCCCUGUGUCCCGGCCUCCCUUGAUACGGGGAGUCUCCUGGGACAGCAGCCCUGAAGAACCUGGUCCCCUGUUGCAGAAGGUACUUGCCAAACUGCCUCUGUCAGAGGAAGAGAAGCGGUUUCCAGGCAAAGCCAAGCUAGCCAAGCCACCUGGGCUCAAAGACUUCCAGAUACAAGUACAACCAGUGCGCAUGCAGAAACUGACCAAGCUCCGGGAGGAACACAUCAUGAUGAGAAACCAGAACCUGGUGGGGUUCAAGCUUCCCGAACUGAGUGAAGCUGCAGAGCAGGACAAAGGGGUCUCUUCUGAACUCGCCCCAGCAACUGAGGAGGAAGAGUCAAAGAGCGGUCUGGAUGUGAUGCCCAACAUUUCUGACCUACUGCUGCGCAAACUGAGGGUUCACAAGUCACUCACCGGAAGCGCCCCUCCACUCACUGAAAAGGAAGUUGAGAACGUGUUUAUACAACUGUCAUUGGCCUUCAGAAAUGACAGCUACACCUUGGAAUCUAGAAUUAGCCAGGCUGAAAGGGAACGCAACCUAACCGAAGAGAACACUGAGAAGGAACUGGAAAACUUCAAAGCUUCCAUAACGUCCUCAGCAUCCAUCUGGUACAACUGUGAGCACCGAGAGACCUAUCAGAAGCUUCUGGAAGACAUCGCGGUCUUGCAUCGUCUGGCUGCCCGCCUCUCCAGCCGGGCUGAAGUGGUGGGGGCUGUGCGCCAGGAAAAGCGUAUGUCAAAGGCAACGGAAGUGAUGAUGCAGUAUGUGGAGAAUCUGAAGAGAACAUACGAGAAGGACCAUGCCGAGCUCAUGGAAUUUAAAAAACUCGCAAAUCAGAAUUCAAGUCGCAGCUGUGGUCCCUCUGAGGAUGGGGUCCCCCGCACGGCGCGAUCUAUGUCCCUCACGAUGGGCAAGAACAUGCCCCGCCGGAGGGUCAGUGUUGCUGUGGUUCCCAAGUUUAAUGCCCUGAACCUUCCUGGCCAAGGCCCCGGCUCAUCACCCAUCCCCUCCCUACCUGCUCUGUCUGAAUCGCCCAACGGAAAAGGCAACACAUCUGUCCCCCCGGUGCUGCCUGCACUUUUGGAAAAUGGAAAGACAAAUGCAGAGGCUGACUGUGAAGUUUGUGCCCCUGUGCCGCUCCCCAGCUGCCAGGAGGACAUGAGCCAGGAGACCAAGGCCAGGGCAGAGGAAGACGCCUACAACAAAGGAUGCCAGGAAGGGGUAAAGAAGGCCGAACAACUUCAAGACCUAAAGGAGGAGGAGGAAGAACAGAAGACGGAGAGUCCCGAGGAACCAGUGGAGGUAGAAGAACCUGAGGAGGAAGAGACAGAUCAGAGAAGCAGCAAACUUGAAGAACUGGUCCGCUUCCUACAAGUCCUGUAUCCCAAAUUGUGUCAACACUGGCAAGUGAUCUGGAUGAUGGCCUCAGUAAUGCUUGUCUUGAGUGUUGUGCUUGGCCUCUACAGCUCCUAUAACUCCUGUACAGAGCAGGUUGAUGGGCCCCCUGGGAGGUCCACCUGUUCCGCAGCCCAGCGGGACUCCUGGUGGAGCUCAGGACUCCAGCAAGAGCAGCCAGCAGAGCAGUAGGACAUUGGACCCCUCAGCCAUGCCCUGCUCUAGUGUAUUCACCCAACACUCUGCCCCCAAGUUCAGUGUGUCAGGCCCACAUGUGCACAUGUGGUCACCCAUCCCAUCGGGGAACCAAGAGGCUUUCUCUUCACCCUCAUCGCCUCCAUGGAAGCUACUCUCACUCAGUAACCUGAUACUUUGAAGAGAUCGGCAAAACUGCAGGAAAGUGUCUGAUGGAGACCUUUGCAAAGGACUCUGGCCCCAGGGAAGAGUCCUGCCCCUGGCUCAGAUGGAUUGGGAGAACUGAAACCCCUUCAUUCAGGGGACAGUGAGAAGCCUGCUCUCCUCCUUAUCCUCCCUGUGUUUCAUAAUCAGGAAGAAUGGUACUUAAUGGCCAGUACAGACCAUAAGGAUCAGACCUGGUACUUGGAGUCACAGUGUGGAUGUCUUCCCACUUCCUAUGAACAAUCUUUAGCCUUCUCUCUCCCCUUCAGAAUCACCAUUUCUUGUUGGAGUGGGAAAGCUUACUCACAAAAGUACACAGGUUAAAAGUAGCCCCAUGCUCGAAAGGAAACAGGAAGAUGUGAGUUAAUAUAUAACUUAUCUUUAUACAUAUGGACAGUACACACAACGUGUUUGUGCACAGACACCCACUCUCUGGAAGCAUGCUCUGCUCAGUGGUAUCCAUGUUGUGACAACCAAUUGGUUUUCACUAGGUAUGGAACAGUAGUCGGUAGGCAUCCGUACAGGGAGCCCUCCACACCUCUGAAGAUGUUUGAGAACCCAAGAAAUCGUGUCUUCUUCAUUGCACUUCUGAUGCCAGUUUGGAGCUGCACAGUUUGUUCCCUGCUUGUGUGCUGCAUUUGAAAGUGAUCUUAUACAGUUAACCCACCCCUUGGGUAAGAAAAGGUGUGCCUUCCACUCCAGACUCUCACUCUGCCUUGCACCUCAGGGCUGCUGUUCUCAUGUAAUUCCGGCCCAAAUGUGUCCUACCGAAGACCUGUUCAGCGCCAAACAGAAGGAGCGCAUCCCGCUUCCAGCAUGGUUUCUCUCACCCUGCUCAGCUGUCAACCUCAUUCAGCUCUCAUCAGUUGGAGAUGGAGCUUCUAUUGUGGUUUCAUUGUUUUUGUUGCUAAUACUCAUGUAGAACUUAUUGUGAGCCCAAAGUGUUUCAGUGUUAUAUAGGUAGUAAUUCAUUUAGUCCUCAAGAAAAACAAAAUCUGAAAUGGAUAUUUCUCUCUCCAUGACAAAUAAGGAAACAGAAGCAUAAAUGAUAAAAGAGUAUGCACACACAGAAAGACCACACACACACACACACACACACACACAGAGAGAGAGAGAGAGAGAGAGAGAGAGAGAGAGAGAGAGAGAGAGAGAGAGAGAGAGAAACAACUUGUCAAGCACAUAUAGCUAGUAAUUAAAUCAUUCAAACUAGAGUGGUCUGGCCCCAGGGACUGUAUUCCUGACUCUUCUCUGGUCUCCUAGGUGCCUUCCAGUCUGAUCCCACUCUCUCAACUGGCUUUUCAGUUGUUCCAAACCAGCCACGAUUCUCAAAUGAAAUUACUCUUCCCACUGCACUUUAACCCAUAAGCAUCUCUCCUGCCAUUGUCCUCUUCUCACCACUCUUGAGGACCACCCCUCAAGCACAAAUACCAUCCCUCUCUACCCCUCAGAGACCUCCUCCCACAUUCUUACCAUACCCAACAUCAUGGUGGCACCCCACUUAGUGCGUCUGGCACUUGUUAAAUUUCAAUCAUUGACCUGCACCUACUAUCUAACCCAUUUAUACAUCUGUCUCCCUGGACAUUUUCCUCAAAUACUAUGUCUCACCAUCUCUUGGAUAGGUACUUAAUAUGGCAAACACUUUGGAGAGGGUCAUUUAAUGUUGGAUAAAAGAGAAAGUGACCAUUCAAGGUGGAGAGUAGCCUAGAACAUGAAAUUUUGAGGCUUCCCAAUACCAUCUCCCUCAGGACCAUUCUUAUCUCCAUGAGAAACUUGUCAUGACUAAUUCCUGACCUUAGCUUACUUUUAUCUUUAUUUACUCUGAGAGAACAAGAAUGAAACGAGACUACAGAAAUCCCAUUCCCAAGUUCAAGCUUCCAUGCAAUCACUACUUUUAGAGAGACAUGCCCCCACAACUCACCCCAACUAGGCCUCACUUUAAAACACUGGUUUUGAAGGGGCACCCUUUACAGUGGCUGGAACAUGGCUGAGUGAGGAGCCCCAGGAUGUACCAUUAAAGGUAAUGAGGUUCAGAGUGAGGCAGUGGGAUUUUGCAGGCAUAGGUAGAUGGCUUUCCUGGUGUCUUCCAUGGGACUAGAUCCAGUCAAAGGAGAUUUAACUAGUAGCAUCAUAUAGCCAAAGACAAGCUGUAGAUGGAUUGCAGAGAGAACAGCCAUUAGGAUUCUAGGAAGUCAAUGUCUAAUCUCCACACCAAAAGAAGGUACAACUUGAGUGAGCUUAUCGUCCAUUUGGUCACAGAUUGUCACCCCUGUUCUAGGUGAGACAAAGUCAAGAAGAGCAUGUAUAAACUGCUUCAGCAUUGUCACAGGCUUCUGAAGCCUGCAGGAGUCCUUGGGCCUAGAUCAGCAACCACACUACUCCAUCUGUAAGGGCAGUUGAGGAAAAGGACAUCUCCAAAGAGCAUAGCCAUAUUUAGGACAGCAUGACUGAAAACACAGGUGUUGGCCCACCUUUUCAAGAAAAGAAGGGAUAACUUGAAGCAGUUACAGAUGCUGCCUCACAUAGUCAGUGACAUGGAAGCCAACCUUGUGUUUCCAGACAUAACAGUAAAAUUAAAGGUUCCCGUUCAAGAUGCCUCCGAAACCUGGCAUUUCUGCUUAGCCUUGCGAGUCUGGUUGCAGCUUUCUAUUUCAGAGCAAUGUGCUUGCAUCACCACUGAUUCACUUUCUAAAAGGAACUUCACUCUCUAGCCACCAUGCAGUCUGUUUCCUUUGUGCAGCCUGGAAGAGGGAAUGGCAAGGGAGACACUGGACUUGCAUAUCACCGGCUGUCAGACCCUAAUGUUAAGGCUCACACAGGUAGGUGUGCUAGUGUUGAACUGUAGAAUGUCACAUAGAUGAGUUUGAAAAUAAACGCACAUUUCCAAACCUU
This is a messenger RNA of Mesocricetus auratus (golden hamster), 6195 nucleotides long. It is a transcript of the gene Irag1, whose product is annotated as inositol 1,4,5-triphosphate receptor associated 1. The record is from RefSeq and is a predicted model, not a curated record. NCBI's taxonomy places the organism in Eukaryota, Metazoa, Chordata, Mammalia, Rodentia, Cricetidae.